Molecule: messenger RNA, 1635 nt
Organism: Musca domestica (house fly)
Lineage: Eukaryota; Metazoa; Arthropoda; Insecta; Diptera; Muscidae
Exons: 6
Coding region: 171-1388 (405 amino acids)
Biological process (GO): transcription by RNA polymerase III
Cellular component (GO): RNA polymerase III complex
Molecular function (GO): DNA binding
Source: RefSeq, a predicted model, not a curated record
AAUGGCUAUACUCGUGGUAUAAUUCCAAAUGUAGGAACAAUUGACUUCCUGAGGUUUUUUUUAACAAUUUUAAAUUUUGAAUAGUUUGUACCGAAAGUGCUAAUAAUUAUAUAGUGUAUUUAGAAUAUUAAGAAUAAAACGCACAAUAGAACCGAAAAUAAGUUAAACCUAUGUCCACAAGUAAUGAGAAAAAGCCUGCCUCAAAAAUGCCAGCUGUCAACAAUGCGGUUCCUUCUGUUACUCCCAUUGAGGGGAAUGUUAAACGUGAAAACAGCUCUCCCAUAGUGAAUGGAAUCACUAAAUUAUCCUCACUGACUCCGGCCAGGGACUUGACUUUGGGCGGCAGGGGAAGCUCCACAGCGGCCAAAAAAGUAUUUCUGCCAAAUCUCAACGUGGUUAGAAACAAGAAUACCAAUGUUAAAACCUCGAAAGAUACCACACAAAUGCGUGGUCGUGGCCGGGGGCGUGGUGCAGACAGAGGUGCUGGUAGGGGCGGAAGUCGUGGCGGAAGAGGUGGUGCUUCAAAUUUGAUACAGACUGCGGGCGUUUUCUCUGAAGGAGCUGGAGCUGUGAACAUACGCAAAACAACAAAUUCGUCAGGAUACUCCAGAGAUGUGGAUGACUCACCAUCAGCCAUGCGUAAACCCACCAUAUUUAAAACAGAAAAGAAAAUGGAUUUAAAGGCUGAAUUAGCUAGAGAUAAAGAUAUACUAAGAGGCCUAGAUGAUGAUGAGGAAGAAGAUGAUGAACAAAAGACUGAUAUGGAUAGAAUACCUGUGCUACUGAAUGAGGCCAAAUGGAAGUACAUAAAACCCGAAAUAAAAACCGAAGUCUCUAACACCCAAUCAUCCUUAUCAAGUGAAGAUGCUGUGGCCAUAGCAUCACAAAUCCAGUCAAUGCACGUUGCCCAGCAACAAAAUCGCCCAUUGCCUCGUUAUCCCCAGUCAUUGGACGAACUUUUAAAUAAUACAUCAGAUUCCAAAAUAUUCCUAAUGCAGCUGCCUGAUACUUUACCAUGUGUAGAUGAUGACAAUGAUUCGCCAGAGAUAACAAAAUCUCCUAAUGAAGAUCCUAAAGCACCUGCACCCGCCAUUGAAAAUCAGAAAAAAACUGUCAAAGAACAUAUUCUUAAGAAAAUGGAAGAGGGUCAAGUGGGGCGUUUGAUACGCUAUAAAUCCGGUAAAACGAAACUAGUUUUAGGAGAAACACAAUUUGACUUGGACAUUGGCAUGGAAACUGGUUUUCUACAGGAUUUAAUGUCAAUCAGCUGUAAUCGAGAGGAACGAAGCGGUAAUAUGAUUAAUUUAGGACCCAUACAAGCCAAAAUCACAGCCACUCCUGACUGGGAACAUUUACUAAAACAGCCUCUAUCGGAUGGUAAACUAUAGCACAUGCUAUCUGUAUGUUGUGCUCUUAUUGGCAUGUUUAUUUGUUUCCUUAAACAAUUCGUCGUGUAUAUAAAAACGAAAAUACGUUUUAGUAAUGAUUUUUGUUAUUGGCCUUUUAUUCUAAAGAGCUCUGAAAUUAUUCUGCAUUUUUCCACAUCAUCUUCAAAAGAAAAAUAAAACAAAUGAUUAGCUAUGUUAGAGACUCCACUGAUGUAACAAUAAAAAUACAGCUGAGACUUAAAAUAAA